Messenger RNA from Limulus polyphemus (Atlantic horseshoe crab), 726 nucleotides. Its product is annotated as protein ZBED8-like. Lineage: Eukaryota; Metazoa; Arthropoda; Merostomata; Xiphosura; Limulidae. The transcript has a single exon. The coding region runs from base 1 to 726 and encodes 241 amino acids. The record is from RefSeq and is a predicted model, not a curated record.
AUGCAGAAAAUACAAGACUUCUUUGAAAAGAACGAUCUCACAUGGGACAUUGUUAGUUCAAUCUGUACUGAUGGAGUUCCAGCCAUGAUGGGAGUGAGAUCAGGCUUCACUGCGCUUGUGAAGCGAAAGGCACCUCAUGUGAUAACAACACAUUGUGUUCUUCACAGACAUGCAUUAGCUGCAAAAACUCUUCCUGAAAAUCUGAAAAUUGUUUUCCAGAAAGUUGUUGAGGCUGUUAACUUCAUUCGGGCCCGAACUUUGAAUCACCAUUUCUUCAAAGCUUUUUGUGAUGAGAUGGGCUCUGAGCAUUCCAUUCUUUUACUGCAUACUGAUGUGAGGUGGCUUUCUCGUGGACUUACUUUAAAUCGUGUGUUUGAGCUCCAUACUGAGUUAAAGAUUUUUCUUCGUGACCGGAAUUCAAAGCUGUGUGAAGACUUUGCUGAUCCGAAGUUCAUCGCCUGUUUGGGGUACCUCUCAGAUAUAUUUACUCGUCUUAACCAAGUCAACAAACAACUGCAGGGAACGUCAGUAACCAUUGUUGAAGCAAGUGAAAAGAUGAUAGCAUUGCAGACAAAGCUGGACUUAUGGGCACGGAGAGUUCACCAAAGUAACUUUGCAAAUUUUCCAAACUUGGAUGAGGAAAGAUCUGGAGUGUUACCUGAGAUAAAUCAAGACAUCACAGAACAUUUGAAAAUCUUGAAGAAUCACUUCACUGGCUACUUUUAA